UGUGCAAUCUAGGGUUAGGGUUUUUCUCGGCACCAAAAAUGACAAAGCCUUCCCUCUACCUUCUGCCUCUUUUCUCUUCAUCUCCUUAUCUGUAAAUUUGAAAUUCUGCACUGUAAAUUCUUCAAAAGUAUCCCCGAUCGAAAGAGAGUGAAACAAAGAGAUGAAAAAACGUCAAGUUGUGCUGAAGAGGAAUGACUCUUCGAGCAAUUCAGUGAAUUCAUCGUUAUCAGUUAGGACUGUGAGAUACGCAGAGUGUCAAAAGAAUCACGCAGCGAGCGUUGGAGGGUACGCCGUGGACGGCUGCAGAGAAUUCAUGCCUUGCGGAGAGGAAGGAACUGACGAUGCACUCACCUGCGCCGCCUGUGGUUGCCACCGGAACUUCCACCGCAGGGAGGUACAAAAUGAAAUAGUCUGUGACUGUUCUUCUACAAAUAAAUCGUAGAUUAAUUAUCAUCGUGUUUGUGUGUCCAUGUUCGUGUCUGUUUUGAGUGAAUGAGUGUGUGAUCAAGUUAAGUUAAUUGUCGUCCUAUCUUAGACGAACUACCGCAAGUCCUAUGAUGAUUUUGUUACCUUAAAACGAUAUGCAGUAUGGUUUUGCAUUCUUCAGGAAUUAAACUUGCAUGAAAUUCCUUAAUCCAAACGGAUUAAUGGCAUAAUCAAUUUCUUUAAAGUAAUAUGAAUCAUUAAAUAUUGCAUUUUAUCAAUGUAUCUGUAUAAUUCGAAACAGAAGUAAAUAACAUUUAUUAUAUAAGUUUGAAAUAUUUUUA
Olea europaea var. sylvestris is the source of this 767-nucleotide messenger RNA. RefSeq names its product mini zinc finger protein 2-like. The transcript has a single exon. Gene Ontology annotation, biological process: regulation of developmental process; regulation of DNA-templated transcription. The record is from RefSeq and is a predicted model, not a curated record. Gene Ontology annotation, cellular component: nucleus. The coding region runs from base 161 to 442 and encodes 93 amino acids. Lineage: Eukaryota; Viridiplantae; Streptophyta; Magnoliopsida; Lamiales; Oleaceae. Gene Ontology annotation, molecular function: DNA-binding transcription factor activity; transcription cis-regulatory region binding.